Molecule: messenger RNA, 1083 nt
Organism: Chaetomium globosum CBS 148.51
Lineage: Eukaryota; Fungi; Ascomycota; Sordariomycetes; Sordariales; Chaetomiaceae
Exons: 2
Coding region: 1-1083 (360 amino acids)
Source: RefSeq, a predicted model, not a curated record
AUGGCACCGUUUUUCGGCAAGAAACACAAGGAGGCAACCAAGGCAGGGAAGGAGGUAGAAAAGGCAGGGACAGGAAAUUCCGCCGAACAAUCGCAGCCGACCAACAACAGUGCAGCAGCCGCAGAUGAAAUUGCUCCCGCCAUCCCAGCGCGCAAUAACCCGGCUCCCCUCCUCAACCAUGAGGAUGAGCGCUUCCUGGAACGCCUGAUAUCAAACGACGAUGACGACGACGACGACGCAAGCUCGCGGCCCCCUCUCCCGCCGCGCCCCAAAACCCCCGACCUAGUCUGGGAAGACAGCGAUUCAUUCUGCUUGCCCAAAACCGACGACGGAGCUACCUCCACGACUGCCACCACCACCACCGCCAGCGCCACACCAACCAAAAAGCCGAGCCGCUUCUCGCGCCUCUUCCACCGCAAACCGUCCACCUCCACCGCCCUCACGGUCCCCUCCGCCGCCGCUGCCGUCCCCCCAGAAGAAGCCGACCGCGAAUGGGACGACCUCAACAACGUGCUCGCCCGCCUGGGCAUCGAACCAACCGACGAUACCGCUGCCGCCGCCACCACCGACACCACCAAAGACGCCAAUCCCGCGGCCACCACCACCACCACCACCGCCCCCAUCCCGGCAGCACCCAGCAAAACCAAAACCGCCGCGCUCGCCGCCUCCGCCGAAGUGCAAUCACUCCUGCGGCAAUUCGUUGUCGUCCUCAAGGACGUGAUGCGCGGGGCGCCAACCGCCGUCGACGACCUCACGGCGCUUCUGGACGGGCGCAACGACGUGCUGAAGCGGGGGUUCGAGAAGCUGCCGUCGUCAAUGCAGAAGCUGGUGACGCAGCUGCCCAAGAAGCUGACCAGCUCGCUGGGGCCCGAGGUGCUGGCGGCGGCGGCCGAGGCGCAGGGCCUGAAGCGCGACACGGACGCGAGCGGGCUGGCGCGGUUCCUGGUGCCCAAGAAUUUGGCGGGGGAAGGAGGAGAGGGAGAAGAUGGAGAGGGAGGCGGCUGGCGAAGGGGUGGAGGAUGGGGAGGCGGCUGGCGAAGGGGUGGAGGAUGGGGAGGCGGCAGGGAAGGAAGUGGUGGUUGA